AUGGUUUGGUCGAAAAAGACAUCUUACUGCAUUCUUUCUUUUGGCUUAUUAUUAUUCGCCGCAUUUAUAGGAAUCCUUGCUUUCUUCUCGAUUUAUUACAGAAAAGCUUUGGAUUAUGAAACAACUCUGGUAAAUAAUACCAUUCUUUAUAACAUUUGGAAAGAUUUACCCUUACCUAUUUACGAAAAGAUAUAUUUCUUCAAUGUAACAAAUGCAGAAAAUUUUAUAAACAAUAACGAAAUUUUGAAGGUGCAAGAAGUUGGUCCUUACACUUAUAAAGGCAGCUGGGUUAAAGAAGAUAUUUCUUGGCUUAAUGGUACAGUGUCUUACAGAGAGAAAAAAACAUAUCAUUUCGAUAAAGAAAAUUCUGUAGGUAGCGAAGAUGAUGCCAUUUAUACACUCAAUGGUCCCCUCGUAAUUGCGUCUGCUCUUUUAAAGGACAAGAGCUUUAUAGAAAAACAGAUUGCCGAUGCAUUUUUUAAAGGAAAUAAAGAAACACUCAUCAUUAAAAAGUCUGUAGCAGAGCUUGCUUUUAAAGGUUACAAAGAUAGUAUCAUUAAAUAUGGUGCAUACAUAAAAAGCGAUAUUCCAUAUAAGAAUGGUAUAUUUUCUUGGCUGUACGGGAAAAACGCUACAGAUGAGGGAUUGUUUACUGUUUUUACGGGAGAGACAGACCACAAGAAGAUGAAUUUUAUCAAAGAGUGGAAUGGUUCCGAGAAAUUGAAGUUCUGGAAAGAUGAUACUUGUAAUAUGAUGAAUGGCACUAAUGCGGAGGUUGGACCAGCAUUGAUGAAAAAUCAGAAGAAUUACACAUUUUUUCAACCUCUCAUAUGCAGAUCAUUGACGUUUAACUACAGUAGGGACUUAAAUCACAACAAUAUAUUUUGCAGAAGGUUCGAGAGCAGUACAGAAACUCUUGCUUCUUCCUCUAUAAAUUCCGAUAACUGGUGCUUCGAAACUGACCUCGAUUUAAAAUCAGGGACCCAAGAUCUCAGUCCCUGCCAGUUUGGUGCUCCAGUUGUGUUGACGUUUCCACAUUUCUAUUUAUCUGAUCCCUCCUACCUUCAAAACGUGUCAGGCUUGAAUCCUUCGAAAAACAAACAUGGUUCUCAUAUAGACAUUGCACCUACUAUUGGCGUGUCCGUGGAUCUGAAACUUCGUUUUCAAAUGAAUCUGAAAAUUGCGCAAGUUCGCUACCUUAGUGAGUUCGAGAAAAUAAAUCCUGGACUUUAUCCCGUUUUUUGGAUCGAAAUGUCCGCAAAACUAACUCAAGAACUGGCUGAUACUAUAAUCAAGGACAUCAUGAAGCCAAAGGAAGUGAUAUAUUCUAUAUUAGGUAUUAUUCUAACGAUUGCUCUGGUUCUCAUUACGGGAUCUUCACUUUUGCUUUGCUUUGAUCAGAAGGAAUUGAUUUCUGAGGAGACGAAACCUUUGUUGGAUGGUGAACACCAGAAGGCGAUAUAUUAUUCGUUUUCAGCGAGCGAUGAAGACAGUACAACUUCCGGAAUAAGUAAUGAAACGUCGGCUAUGAAAUUUUCUGCAGAAGCAUGCCCAGUACUAAUUACGAAAGACAAUGUCUACUUAGCUGAAUCAGAAUCUCCAGAAAAUUCCAUUGAAAACCAUAGUCCUCUUUCUUCAGAAACACCGCCGAUGUUGAUGGCAAAAAUCUAAGCU
Messenger RNA from Stegodyphus dumicola, 1674 nucleotides. Its product is annotated as scavenger receptor class B member 1-like. The record is from RefSeq and is a predicted model, not a curated record. Gene Ontology annotation, molecular function: scavenger receptor activity. Lineage: Eukaryota; Metazoa; Arthropoda; Arachnida; Araneae; Eresidae. Gene Ontology annotation, cellular component: cytoplasm; membrane.